UAACUUCCAAGAUAGGAUACUAUUACUAAAGAAUUACGAAUCUGAGACUACACAUUUUCAAUAAGAUCCAGAAACAUCAACCGGUCCAAAACUCUGGGUAUCAAUCUUGAGUCAAGCAUUGCAUUAAAGUUAUUUCUAGUUUUGAUUUACGGAGAACCCAAGAUGAAGAACGGAGAGUAGCUACGUGAGGAGGACUAGAGCGCGCACUGGUACUCCCACGCGCCUCUGAUCGUUCAUUCAGCACCACAGCAACUGAACAGCGACCGCAGUGUGCACGCCAACGAAUGGGUUGGGGACUGUUUAUUUUAAAUCCGACAGAUAAGAUCACAUUAUUGCAGUUUAUCCAAUAUCAUCUGGACGCCUCGUGUGUUAAUAUGUGGACGUCUGUUUACUGAAGGAAUAUCCGCUAUAACGGAACGACAAAUGUGAUUUGAUCGAGAGCAACACUCUGCUGUGUAACAUACUUUUUUGCGGUUCCUAAUCUGUCGUAAAUCAUGAAAUACUUUGAGAUUGUUUGUUGUUCUGAAAGCGCAAACAUCAAUCGGGAAAAACAGAAUCGCGACCACCUCUUGUCGAGGCGAGCGGUCCGCCACACCUGACUGUUUUUCUGCCUCCGGCUGUGACAUGAAAACUCGGACCAGAAAGAAACGGAUGAAAGGGCGAAGAGCUGCAAAAGGCCAUGUGGAUUUGAAAGGGAACAUAUCAGAUUGAAGUGGGAGCCCAGAACAACCCACAAGUCCGAUCGCGACUGACAAUCACAGGCAUGGGGACAGCAGAAAUCAAGAGACGGUCAGAGGUCUUGCAACCUGUUGUUGAUCUGGAGUAACGAGACAGAGAUCUGAUGUUGAUUUGAUCUAAAUGGCAGUGACUUGGGGGGAAAACACGUGCUUUUGAUUGAUUUAUGUCUUGUAUUUUUUUUAUUUGUGUUUCUUAAUACAAAUACAUUUGAGGAGUAGCUAAUUACAUUGGGCGCCUGGACUGGACAUGAACUUAGAUUGAAGCGUUUCUUCGGUAAUUUAAAUGUAUGUGUAUAAUUAUAUUUAUUUAUAUUAAUUAAAUUAAUAUCAAGCCAUGGGUUGCCUUCAGAGCGUCGCCUGCAAACCCCGAAUUAAACGCGAGAAUAUCGUUGUUUACGACGUCUCUGCUACUAUUGACCACUGCCCGACAGUGAUCGAGGAGAAUUCACCCAUAGUGCUCCGCUACAAAACUCCGUACUUCAAGGCCUCCGCCCGGAUAGUGAUGCCGCCGAUCCAUCGAAACGAGGCUUGGGUGGUGGGUUGGAUUCAAGCGUGCACUCAAAUGGAAUUCUACAACACUUAUGGAGACCUCGGCAUGUCAAGCUGGGAGCUGCCAGAGUUACGGGAAGGACUGGUGAAGGCCAUUAGCGACUCGGACGGCGUGAGUUACCCAUGGUACGGAAACACGACUGAAACUGUGACCCUCUCCGGCCCCACCUCCAAACCUUCAUGCUUCACUGUCAGCAUGAAUGAUAACUUCUACCCCAGCGUAACAUGGGCCAUACCAGUGAGCGAGAGCAACGUGGCUUUGCUUACGUGGAUCAAACGCGACCAGAGCUUCACCACUUGGCUGGUGGCUUUAAAUAUGGCCACACAGGAAAAGAUCCUCCUGCAGACAGUUAAGUGGAGGAUGAAAGUAGACAUCGCUGUGGACCCCUCCAAGCCACUGGGCUCUCGAGCAAGACUCACUGGCCGGGUGCACCAGGACCAGCCCAAGGUGUUGACUCAUAUGGAACCGAUCCCCCCUAACGCUCUGGGUAAACCCAAUGCUAAUGACGCACAAGUGCUAAUGUGGAGGCCCAAGCAAGGACCACCAUUAGUGGUGAUCCCCUCUAAGUAGCAGGCUGUGGGAAGCAGGUUUUUAAAUCAAAAGUCAAUUUGCCUUAAAUGCACACUGCUGCCUUUAUAGAGAUACUUGGUUCUUGAAUGGCCCUGGAGACACUUAAAGGGACAGUUCAUUCAAAAAAAUUAAAAUCUAAAAUAUUUUACUCACCCUCAUGUUACUCCAAAUCUGUAUGACUUUUGUUCCUUCUAUGUAAAAUAUUAUCUGAUAUAUUUUCCAUCCAGGGAAACAAAACACUGGAUGCCACUGACUUUCAUUUUGUAGACAAAAAACUAAAAUUCUCAAAAUAUCUUCUUUUGCGUUCCACAGAUAAUUUGGGUGAACUGUCCCUUUUAAUUUGAUAUCGACAUUUGCCUUAGAACCUCAGAUUCAAGUAUUAAAGAAACCAUAUUUCUGGUAUACAUAAAUGGAUACUCCACCCAAAAAUAAUAAUUUGUCAUAAUUCACGCACCCUCAUGUCAUUCCAAACCUGUAUGACAUUCUUCUGUGGAACAUUUAUAAAAUAA
This is a messenger RNA of Carassius carassius (crucian carp), 2366 nucleotides long. Its product is annotated as protein FAM78B-like. The record is from RefSeq and is a predicted model, not a curated record. The coding region runs from base 1072 to 1857 and encodes 261 amino acids. The transcript has 2 exons. Lineage: Eukaryota; Metazoa; Chordata; Actinopteri; Cypriniformes; Cyprinidae.